Messenger RNA from Candidozyma haemuli, 1746 nucleotides. RefSeq lists its product as uncharacterized. Gene Ontology annotation, molecular function: protein binding. Gene Ontology annotation, cellular component: nucleus; cytosol. Gene Ontology annotation, biological process: protein deubiquitination. Lineage: Eukaryota; Fungi; Ascomycota; Pichiomycetes; Serinales; Metschnikowiaceae. The transcript has a single exon. The record is from RefSeq and is a predicted model, not a curated record. The coding region runs from base 1 to 1746 and encodes 581 amino acids.
AUGGAAAUGGGGUUCCCUCGAGAGCAGGCCAUAAGUGCUCUUGAGGCUACUGGGCACGAUCCCAAUAAGGCCAUUGCUUAUUUAUUUGGAGAACUUGAGGAUCCUAAAGAUCAGGGGACGGAAAAUGCCCCUAUAGAAAUCGAUCCCGAGCCGAAAAACCAGGACCAGUACGAUACUGUGGAUGUUAAUAUGCCGCUGGACUUGCCUGACUUCUUGGGCCAGUAUGCGCUGCUGGAUUCUGCCAGUUACUCGCAGCCUCCUACCAGAGGAGGUCCACCUGCUGUGCCUUCGGCACCACGGCCUCAGGUGGCUGAUUUCACUCAGCAGCUGACCGAGUUUAUAGAGGUUGGCAAGUACUCUGAGCCUAUGAGCAGCGACGAUGAUGAUGGCGUUGGAAGCAACAGGUUCCGUGACUACUCAUCUGAUAGUAACUCAGAUAGUAGUGAAGGCUCGUUGCCUAAUAUCAAGACAGAGGGCCACCUUGUGCCGCAAUUGAGAAAGAAGAUUCCUGGUUACAGGUACUGGGUGCCUAUUCUUGCUGCUUUAUGUCAGAAUAAGCAGUUUGCGGAUACGGUAUUGCUGGUGCUGGGUGAUGAGGUGACUCCAUUCGUUGAAGAACUACAGAAGAUUGUCAAUUUCGUUCAGGAUUUCAGGCGUUCGCUGCAGUGGUACAUUCUCGUUGAUGAUUUGCUCCGCAACACAUCUCCAAAUGCCGUAGAAGAUGCAUUAUCGCCAGAGGAAGAGCUCAUCACUAACAUAUACAAGGAGCUCAUCGAUGCCAUUCCAGAACUUUCCCAUGUUUUGAACUCUCAUGUUGAGAGUAUCGAGGAGGAAAUCAGUAACGAUCUUAGCGUCCUUGAACUAGAUCUGGAUAUCAGAAAGCAGAGCUUGUACCUUUCACUCAAUGAGCAGUUUUGGGGCCAGAGUUUCGAAAAACUAGGGCUUGUCAAGUAUCGCAGUGUUGCUCCUGUUGUUACUAUCCACUUAAUGGACGACGACGAUACUUCUCAGCGUCCUUUAUUUGCCAAAGAGCUCUUUUACCCUGAGAUUUAUAGCGAUAAAGCGCUAAAAGCUGUUCAAGAUGAAGUUGCAUCAGCGCAACAAGCAGAGCAUGAACGCCGUGUGAUAUCAAGAAACUUGCUCGACCUCAACUUUUUUGAGGGUAAGAGGUUAGGUAACCUUUUAAGCCAAGCUUCUGAAAUGCUUAAACCUUACCAAGAAGAAGCAGGAGAGGAUCUUCAAAGACUAGGAGACGAUGUGGAAGCACUUCGCAUUGAACAAGUGGAAAGACAAACAAGAGCACAAUCUACGAUCCAUGGCGUACAGAAAUCGAUGACAGAUUUUGCGAAGAUUAUCGAUCAAGUGCCGCUGUUAAACAAGUACAGAUUACAAGGAGUGAUCAUGAGUGAUAGAUGGUACUAUUUCCGCCAGAGAGAUACGUGGGUCAAGAUGGAAGACGCCGAGCUCAUUGAUUUCGAGCAAGUGGAGUCUGAAAUUUUUGACUGUACGAGAAUGGGAUCCCAACCUGUUACACUUUUAUAUGUGAAUGCUGAAGAUGAGCCAGACUGGAGUGACUACGAAGAGAUUGAAUCCAGCGAUGAGGAUGCCAUCGUGAUUGGAAGCGAGUCUGAAGAGGAGAGUGCCAUCAAAUUGACGGAUGACAAGAAUGAAGAAGAGAAGGUGAAGCCAAAGGAUAGCAAAGGUCUGGACGACAAGGAGGUAUUGAUUGACUUGACGGAUUCUUGA